UCCAACUCUACCUCACCCUCGUACCCAGCUCUAUCUAGCCCAGCACCCAGCUCUACCUCACCAUCCAACUCUACCUCACCCUCGUACCCAGCUCUAUCUAGCCCAGCACCCAGCUCUACCUCA
Molecule: messenger RNA, 123 nt
Organism: Carcharodon carcharias (great white shark)
Lineage: Eukaryota; Metazoa; Chordata; Chondrichthyes; Lamniformes; Lamnidae
Product: putative protein TPRXL
Exons: 2
Source: RefSeq, a predicted model, not a curated record